AACUGUCCUUCUGCCUGUAACUUGAGGACACGCCCCUUCUCCGAAUGGCAUGGAUCGCGCCAUAACGUAAAGUUCUAUCUACGUAGGAUGAACAUUUACAUUUCGUAUUUUUUAUUAUACAGCAUUUUACAUACUAUAUAUUAUUGUACGUUUAAUCCAUGCAUAAACUAUGACGCGAGAAGAGGAGUUAAUUCGGAUUGCAAAAAAGCUGGACAAGAUGGUGUCUAGAAAUAACACGGAGGGUGCCCUGGACCUGCUGAAUGAACUGAAGAGCUUCAACAUGACACUGAAACUUCUGCAGGAAACGAGAAUCGGCAUGUCUGUGAAUGGAAUCAGGAAGCACUGCACAGACGACGAGGUAGUUUCCCUGGCCAAGAUCCUCAUCAAGGACUGGAAGAGACUGCUGGAUGCUGCACGUACUCAGAGUACGGAGAGGCCCAAUAAGAUGAAGAAUGGGGUUGACUCCAACAAAUCCACAGGGUCCCCAGUCAGGUCCCCCUUAGAGAAAGACACCAGUCACAAGAGGCUGGAUGUUUCUGAUUCAGAACCUGAAUCUGAAAAGGAAGAAUACUCUGACAAACGGCAAAAAGAGAAGUACAAUGUUGAACACAAAAAAGACGAGAGAGCUGUUGACCUUAAAAAGGAGCGAUAUACAGAGGCAUUCAAAAACAAACGGCAUGCAGAACAAUCCAAAAACGGAAAACAUACAAAAGAUGCCAGAAAAGAAAGACAUGUAGAACACUUAGAAGAACCCAAAAAGGAGAGACACUUCGAAAAAUCCAGAAAAGAAAGACAUGUACCUAUACAUGACACAAAAAAUGAAAGACAUGUGCAAGAACCCAAGAAAGAAAGUAACCUCGAAGAACCCAAAAACGAGAGCCACACAGAUGAUCCGAGAAAGGAAAGACACACAGAUGAACGCAGAAAGGAGAUACCAAUGUACGAACCCCCACAAGAGAGACCUGUUGAAAACCACAGACAAGGGUUUGAGAGGAGAAGCGUCUUGGAUGAUCUUUACCCCUCUUGUUACUCUCCUCCUCGCCCCCCCCGACCACCCCGUCUUCCUCUCCCUGUCAGACGUAUGUCUGGGGAGGUGAAUAAAGGGGUGAAAAAAGAGGUGAAGAAGGAGAGAGAGAGGAGAGAUUCUUCAGACACUCUGUCUCCUUCUCAUCCUCGUCCCACCCCUCCGUCCAGACGUCCCUCAGUGAAGGUGAAGAAAGAGAGGAAAAAAGCUCCUCCUGACCCUAAUUCCCCACUUCCUCCUCUUCAUCCUCAUCCUUCUAUGCCCACUGCAGCAGAGGUCAAGAAGGAGAGAAAAGAGCCUCCGCGGAUUUCUGUGGUUAGAAAAGAGCCUCCGGACCCCAAUGCUCCAUUUGCUCCUCUUCCUCUCCAUCUCCAUCCUCCCCCUCACGUGAAGCGCCCAUCAGUGGAAGUCAAAAAGGAGAGAGAAGAGUCGUCAGAUUACAAACCCGUUUCUCUGAAGGUGACGUCAUCUGACCAUGUGAAAAAGGAUAGAAAAGACUCCGAUAGCAAAGUGCCCAAAAAAACAUCUGUUGAUGCCAAGAAAGAAAGAAAGGAUUUGUCAGAUUCCAAACCAAAACCUGCUAAAAGGCAGAGUCUGGACUCGUCAGAUUCCAAUCCAAAACGUUCUAAAAGGCAGAGUCUGGACUCGUCAGAUUCCAAUCCAAAACGUUCUAAAAGGCAGAGUCUGGAUGGCAAGAAAGACAGAAAGGACUCCACUGACUCCAAGCCCAGCCAUUCUGUGAAACGUCAUUCGACUGAUUCCAAAUCAGACAGGAGGGACUCUGUGGAUUCCAAGACUAGCAACUCACCCUCAGCUAAGAAGCUCUCUAGCGAGACGAAAGAAUUUCAUAGCUCCAAGUCGUCUCACCCUGGCCCUCUGCAGAGAAAGUCCUCAACGGACAGUAUUGAACGGAGAGGGAAACCAGAGAUGCCAAAGAUUCCCACCACCCCCACCAGUCCCAUGUCCCCCUCCUUCAGCUCAGCAGGGGUUCCCCUGUCCCUUUGCCUUGCCACUGGAGAAACCAUCAGGGACAAGUGCAUCGAGAUGCUGGCUGCUGCUCUACGUACAGAUGACAACUUCAAAGAAUUUGGGACAAACUGUGACUCCAUGGCAGCAGAGAUUGAAGAUCAUAUUUACACGGAGAUGGGAUCCACAGAUAUGAAGUAUAAAAACAGGGUGCGGAGCCGCAUCAGCAACCUGAAGGACCCCAAAAACCCUGGACUGCGGAGGAACGUCCUGGCUGGAGGCAUCGAGCUGAGACGCUUCGCCAUCAUGUCUGCUGAGGAGAUGGCUAGUGAUGAGCUGAAGCAGCUGAGGAACAAUCUGACUAAGGAGGCCAUUAGGGAACACCAACUGUCCAAAACCAGCGGUACCAUUUCUGACCUGUUUCAGUGCAGCAAGUGCGGCAAAAAGAACUGCACCUACAACCAGAUGCAGACCCGCAGCGCUGAUGAGCCUAUGACUACUUUUGUUCUGUGUAACGAGUGCGGGAACCGCUGGAAGUUCUGCUGAUGUGGCCCAGCUCCAAUGACGAUGUUGCAGACCACAUUUUUCUAUGAGGGGUUAUAAUGUUUAGCAAUGAGUAAUUUUACAAAAAUGAAUACCGGUACUUACGAUUUAUAAUUGACUUUUUAAGAUGGACUCCCGAGUGGCGCAGCGGUCUAAGGCACUGAAUCUCAUUGCAAGAGGCGUCACUACAGUUACUGGUUAAAUUCCAGGCUGUAUCACAUUCGGCUGUGAUUGGGAGUCCCAUAGGGCGGUGCACAAUUGGCCCAGCAUCAUCCGGGUUGUAAAUAAGAAUUUGUUCUUAAUUGACUUGCCUGGUUAAAUAAAGUUUACAUUUAAAAAAAUAAUAAUGAUAAAUUAAUGGGAGUUGAAAACAUUUGUGUAAGAGGCAGGGAUUGAGAGUCUCCAGAUUGAUGGCUGUGUCAUUUAAUCUGUCCUGGUUGAACACAGGUCAUUCAAUGGUGCUGAGGAGAUUCAGCAGCCUUUUAUGAAUUUCAGACAACAAAAAAUCUUACAUUUUUUUUGUAUAUUCUAUUUCAAUCUGCAAAGACCACAGAACAAAUCAGAAAUACAGUAUGAAAGCUUAUCAUGCAACCCAUUUCAAUUAAGACAUAUUUACUGUUAAUAUCUCAAGCCCCAACUUCUUUAUUGUCACCGUUUGGGCUUCAGUUUGGACUUAAGGGAAUAAUAUAAUUCAUUUUUCUAGAUAAGUUAAAGACCAAAAAACUAUUUGACAUUUCAAAAGAGCAGCUAAAAUGUCUAUAAAUAUUUAUGAAUAAGUGGAGUUGGUUAUUUUCAUAAGUACAGUAUAAUAUAUAGAAUAGUAAUAACAUAUUUGCCUACGUAUUGCUUUGCAGCAUAAUGAGUAAACAGUAUUGAAAUUAUGCUAAUUUAUCAAAAAUUAUGUCAUUGUCAAAUUGAUCAAACAGGUGAAAUGGAAUGUCAAUAUACUGUACCACUAAGAGUAGCCACAAGAUGGCAAGGAAGAAAAAUAACAGCACCCACUUGACAUAUCAUUUAGGGAGUGAAUGUUAUUUACAGUACCAGUCAAAAGUUUGUACACACCUACUCAUUCAAGGGUUUUUAUUUACUUUUGCUAUUUUCUACAUUGUAGAAAAUGAAGACAUCAAAUCUAUGAAAUAACACAUGGAAUCAUGCAGUAAACCAAAAAAAUCUAAACAUUUAGUAGCCACCCUUUGCCUUGAUGACAGCUUUGCACACUUGGCAUUCUCUCAACCAGCUUCAUGAGGUAGUCACCUGGAAUGCAUUUUAAUUAACAGCCGUGCCUUGUUAAUUUGUUGAAUUUCUUUCCUUCUUAAUGUGUUUGAGCCAGUCAGUUGUGUUGUGACAAGAAGGUCAGUCAAUACGGAUAUCAAGAACUUUUGAAAGUUUCUUCAAGUGUAGUGGCAAAAACCAUCAAGCGCUAUGAUGAACCUGGCUCUCAUGAGGACCGCCACAGGAAAGGAAGACCCCAGAGUUACCUCUGCUGCAGAGGAUAAGUUCAUUAGAGUUAACUUCACCUCAGAUUGCAGCCCAAAAAAUGCUUCAGAGUUCAAGUAACAGACACGUAUCAACUGUUCAGAGGAGACUGCCUUAAUCAGGCCUUUGUGGUUGAAUUGCUGCAAAGAAACGACUACUAAAGGACACCAAUGAGAAGAAGAGACUUGCUUGGGCCAAGAAACACAAGCAAUGGACAUUAGACUGGUGGAAAUCUGUCUUUUGGUCUGAUGAGUCAAUUCUUUCGAUUUUUGGUUCCAGAGUAGGUGAACGGAUCUCUGCAUGUGUGUUUCCCACUGUGAAGCAUGGAGGUGGGAUGGUGUGGGGGUGCUUUGCUGGUGACACUCUGAGAUUUAUUUAGAUUAAGGCACACUUAAACAGCAUGGCUAUGAUAGAGUGCUGCAUCAGAUGACCUGGCCUCCACAAUCACCCGACCUCAACUCAAUUGAGAUGGUUUGUGAUUAGUUGGAGCGAAGGAAAAGCAGCCAACAAGUGCUCAGCAUAUGUGGGAACUCCUUCAAGACUGUUGGAAAAGCAUUCCAUGUCAAGCUGGUUGAGAGAAUGCCAAGAGCGUGCAAAGCGGUCAUCAAGGCAGAGUGGCUACUUUAAGGAAUCUAACAUAUUUUGAUUUGUUUACAAUUUUUGGGUUACUACAUGAUUCCAUAAGUGUUAUUUCAUAGUUUUGAUGUCUUCACUAUUAUUCUACAAUGUAGAAUAUAGUAAAAAAAAUAAAGCAAAACCCUUGAAUUAGUAAGUGUGUCCAAACUAUUGACUGGUACUGUAUAAUGAGGGUUACAUGGAGAAAAAGGAACCUCAGAAAUUAAAACUGAUAGGCCUUCAGCAAAAUAUAUUUAACACUUUAAAAAAACAAGUGACCCUCCCCUAUAACCAAAAUAAUAAAGUAUAAAGUGGAUAGCAGAGAACAUGUCUACCAUUUAGCCUCACUUCUUGGACAGAACAGAGCUUUAGAUAUGCAGUUUUAGGAACUUUUAACCAUGGCAUUGCAGAAAUUUUGAUAGCUCACAGGGCUGCAGGCCAGAAGGUUGUGGGUUCGCAGACCACCAUGGACAAGAGUAGGGGUGGAAAGAUCUCCUUUAUAGUAAAAACAUUGCAUGAAUCUAAAAAAUGCCAUGUUAUACACAUUUUACACAUUAGCAGAAUCUUUAAUACCACACAAAUUACCAAAAUUACAGGCUAAGAAUGGACAGAGAGCUUGCGGAGAGAGCAGAGGAUAUGUCCCGCAGGCGGACAGGCCAAACUUGAGAGCUUUCAAGUGUGACUUAGGUCAAGCAGAAUAUCAUUGCCACAAAUCAAAAAUCAAAAUGAAUAAAAUAAUAUAGAACCAUGAGCUAAGAAACGUAUUUGAAAGCAUCAAAUUGUCCACCAACAAUAGUUACAUGUCUUUGUCAAGUUUUCACUCUCAAUUUCUCAAAUUGCUCUCUAUAGAAGAUACAGAAAAUGGAAUUAGUAGUAUGAAGUCUAAGGGUUUAAUCCCAAUUUAAAAUCAUUGUUGCUCAAAUUUUUUCCAAAUUACAUCAAUUCAUGAUUUUCAAAAGUCUCAGUUGUGUUUAACAGUGUCUGUGUGGGAACUAACCAAGUCGAUGAGUGUGUAUUAGGGACUGGACAUCACUGAGGGGUAGAGGGGCGGCAGGGUAGCCUUGGACUAGUAACCGGAAGGUUGCAAGUUCAAACCCCUGACUGCAGGUCUAUAACCUCUCACAUAGCCUCAGUGGUGUGUAUUCAUGGGUACCAAGGGAAGCCAGGCUUCUACAAAACAAUUACCAAGUAAAAAAAACAAUUAUUUUAUCUUUCGUCUCUCUUGUGUUUCAUAAUUUUCCUUCAAUUCACAAGAGGCUGAAUGUACUGUAUCUCACCGGAGAAAGCAUUCGAGUGAAACGGUGCCCCUGUGUCUCUAUAUGUGUACGCCAUCUAUCUAAUGCUGUCUGGUCCAAAAGAGUAUGACAUUGUUGCCACAUGUAGCAUUGAAAGCAAAGGAAGUCAGCAAGCAUUUGGCCUCCCUUGAUAAAAAAAAAGUAUAAAAUAAUUGCCAAUCAGCGUUGAGCUAAACUGGGUGUGCUCAACAGUGAAUGAUCCUGGCUCACCAAAAAAGUGUCAAGGGAAGCCACUUUGGAUAUGGCGUCACUCCUAUCAAAUUGCAUUGAGAGCAUGUGACCUGAUUCAGGAAACCAGGCAAGUCACAUUUUUAAAACUCAAAAUGUGUUUUAUUUGGCAGAAAUGCUUUCUCAAACGUGAACUUUCAUGUGCCUUAAUAACAAACUAGUAUGCCAUCUGUAAUACGAAUAAAAUUGUUAAAUUACGAGCCUUGUUGGUUAAGCCACAGAAAAAGCGAGCAACCACUAGCCAUGAUUGGCUGAGAUAAUGAGUGGGCUGGACAUGCCGAGAGAUGAGUUCAGAUUGGUCUGCCAUAUAGAUCUUCUGGCUAUUUGAGCUCAUCAGUCUGUGUUGGUAAUCCUGUCGAACACGGCUUUAAAAAUAAUAAUGUAUUGUGUAGUGAAGCUGCAAAAGUGUUCUCCACUUUCUGGAGAAUCAAGUUUUGAAAUCAGUGGAAUUAGAGUAUGAUAGCUAAAUAUGGGUGGCAGGUAGCCUCGGGAUUAGAGUGUUGGACUAGUAACCAAAAGGUUGCAAGAUCGAAUCCCGAGCUGACAAGGCAAAAUAUGCCAUUCUGCCCCUGAACAAGGUAGUUAACCCACUGUUCCUAGGCUGUCAUUGAAAAUAAGAAUUUGUUCUUAACUGACUUGCCAAGGUAAAAAAAAAAAAAAAAACUUUAACUGGAGGCAAGUCACCUCUGCAAUAGAAAAAAACAGGUUGGUCGCCACAUUAAUUCACGGCAUUCAUUGAAAAAAGGAACACAUUUACUGUUUUUUUGCCUUCUAAUGUACCAUGGACAGAUUGAAUUCUUCUUUGCCUCUGAGGAAUCAGGUGACAAAGGGGCACUUUAUUAGCAAAUUUGAAAGUGCAGGUUAUUCUUUGCCGCAAGAUAUAACACAUGGUACUUGCUUUCAUGUUGUGCCCCUAUUGGAAACCCCUGUCAACAGUUGUAAUUGCCCUUGAGCAUGUUUUGGGCAAAGUUGUUUUCCGUGACUUGACAUCCAUGCCCGGUAUUGUGUUUGCAGCUAAUUUCCCAAACACACUUGAGAAAAGCUAGGUAUAUGCAACAAAUUACUUGUGUUGGAACAGUAUGAAUGUAUAUUGAAUGAUGAAUUAAUAGAAAUAAAUCAUAUCUGCUCCA
Messenger RNA from Oncorhynchus kisutch (coho salmon), 7277 nucleotides. RefSeq names its product transcription elongation factor A protein 3-like. Bases 170 to 2536 code for a protein of 788 amino acids. The transcript has 21 exons. Gene Ontology annotation, molecular function: zinc ion binding; nucleic acid binding. Lineage: Eukaryota; Metazoa; Chordata; Actinopteri; Salmoniformes; Salmonidae. The record is from RefSeq and is a predicted model, not a curated record. Gene Ontology annotation, cellular component: nucleus. Gene Ontology annotation, biological process: DNA-templated transcription; transcription elongation by RNA polymerase II.